CCUCCCAUUCCCAGCUGCCUCUCUUUCUCCCUCUCUCUCCUUCACACUCAAUCUCUCUCUACCCCAUCUACCUCCCUCUCCCUCCGUCUCAUUACAUUGCCUGUCCUGUCUGAGGGAUGCUGUGUUGGGAGAAGGGAAUGGGAUGGGUAGUGGUUGAUGUAGGGCCAGGAGCCACAGGAAGACAUCAGCAGGCGAGAGGAGAGAGAGAGCUGGUUCUGUUUCUCUAGAGACUGAUCCGUGCUGGCCGUCUGUCUGUCUGCUGCCAGCCUCCAUCUUCCUCCUGGAUACUACAACACUGGAUCCCACAGCUCAGAGAGGAGCAGCUUUCUUUUCCCUGCUACCUACCUAGCUACCUAGCUAGCGUUAGUCUGUCUGCUGCUGUCCUGAGAGAGAGCGUCAUCAUCACACCACCACCCAGCCCUCCUCCCUGAUACUACAGAGAGGAGCUGCUUCCAGACCUGGUAGGAUACCAUACUCCAGAGAGGAGCUGCUUCCAGACCUGGUAGGAUACCAUACUCCAGAGAGGAGCUGCUUCCAGACCUGGUAGGACCUCCUCCUGCUAUCCUGCUCUGUAAGGAUAUCACCCAGCUCCAUCGCAGCUCCCCAGUAUCAUGGCUCAGGCUGCAUCUCAGAUCAAGAAGAGAGCGAUUGUUGACACCUCCGUUGAGGACGAGAAGCUUAAGAAGAGGAAGAUCAGACAAGCCCAACGGCAGCUGAAGAAAAAGUCUGACACUAAUGCCAGCUACCUGAGGGCAGCCCGGGCAGGGAACCUAGAGAAGGCUUUGGAUUACCUGAAGACUGGGGUCGAAAUCAACAUCUGUAACCAGAAUGGCCUCAACGCCCUCCAUCUUGCCUCUAAAGAAGGCCAUGUGGAGGUGGUUACAGAACUCAUCAAGCUGGGAGCCAAUGUGGACGCAGCAACUAAGAAAGGGAACACAGCUCUCCACAUAGCGUCUCUGGCUGGUCAGGUGGAUGUAGUGAAGGAGCUGGUGACCAACGGAGCUAACAUCAACGCACAGUCUCAGGUGAGUCAUAUAAUGAUGGUGUUGUAG
Molecule: messenger RNA, 1052 nt
Organism: Coregonus clupeaformis (lake whitefish)
Lineage: Eukaryota; Metazoa; Chordata; Actinopteri; Salmoniformes; Salmonidae
Product: ankyrin-3-like
Exons: 4
Coding region: 612-1052 (146 amino acids)
Biological process (GO): protein localization to plasma membrane; regulation of transcription by RNA polymerase II
Cellular component (GO): cytoskeleton; nucleus; neuron projection
Molecular function (GO): transmembrane transporter binding; RNA polymerase II-specific DNA-binding transcription factor binding; protein-macromolecule adaptor activity
Source: RefSeq, a predicted model, not a curated record